Molecule: messenger RNA, 6402 nt
Organism: Sitodiplosis mosellana (orange wheat blossom midge)
Lineage: Eukaryota; Metazoa; Arthropoda; Insecta; Diptera; Cecidomyiidae
Gene: SPoCk
Product: calcium-transporting ATPase type 2C member 1
Exons: 7
Coding region: 607-3441 (944 amino acids)
Biological process (GO): intracellular calcium ion homeostasis; calcium ion transmembrane transport; manganese ion transport
Cellular component (GO): endoplasmic reticulum; plasma membrane; Golgi membrane
Molecular function (GO): P-type calcium transporter activity; ATP binding; ATP hydrolysis activity
Source: RefSeq, a predicted model, not a curated record
UUUCAACUUUGAAUCUCAAUCGCUAAGCGCGCGCUAAUAAUAACGAAACCGACGUGAGCUGUAAGGAAAUCGGCCAUCAGUGAAUCAGUUUCAUCGCGUAAAUUAAACCAAUCAAGACGUGUGAGAGAAGUAGAGAAGAGAAAUCAAACCGUACGACGAACCGCGUGAUGAUUCGGCAAAAUAAAAUUUUCUACAUUUUUCCGUGGAAAUAAUAAUUUCGACAUUUUCACAUAUGUGCGAACACGCUACUGGUUUAACACGCAUAGAUAACCGGAAUCAAAAGAAAGAAAAAAAAGACAGUGACGCAUCGCACACACAUUUCGAGGAAAUGAAAUAUCGAUAGAUAUCAUUCGUGAAUUAUGACUAUAUUAUGAAAAAAUCCAAUUAUUAAGCGGAAAUUUGCAGGUGCUGUUAGUUUAAAUUAUAUAGAAGCGUCGAAAGGUAAACGAGCAGCGAGUGAGAUAGAGGGAGAGAGAGAGAGAGACACUCGAAUUAGUGAUAAAUCGGCAGUUGCAUUGUGUGUUGAUAGUGACGGUGCAUUUGCAUAUAUGCAAACAGUAAAAUAAUUGAAAAUCCAAUCACUUGUGCCACAGACAUCGGGACGAGAUGACGGCGGCAACGGUGGAAAAUGAUAAGAAUGUGACCAAUGACAAAAAAACCACAGACAACGCGUCGUCAGACGAUAGUUCAUUGUUAGAAUUGGAAAUGCUGCCAUCGACAGCUGACUCAUCGAUCCAUGCAGCUAACGAAGUGGCGGCACGAUUACGUGUAGACAUUCGAACCGGUUUAACAUGGUCAGAGGCCAAGUAUCGCGCUAAAAUCAUCGGAUACAAUGAAUUACAUGCCGACGAAGAUGAACCAGCCUGGAAGAAAUACGUUGAUCAAUUUAAAAAUCCACUUAUUUUACUGCUAUUGGGUUCGGCACUAGUCAGUAUAUUUAUGAGACAAUUUGAUGAUGCGGCCAGCAUUACGAUAGCUAUAAUCAUUGUAGUCACAGUUGCAUUCAUUCAGGAAUAUCGAUCGGAGAAAAGUUUGGAAGAAUUGAAAAAGUUGGUGCCACCAGAAUGUCGAUGUUGGCGAGAGAAUCGUGUGGAGUCAUUUUUGGCUCGCGAAUUGGUGCCGGGUGAUAUAGUUCUGUUAAAUGUUGGUGAUCGUGUGCCUGCCGAUUGUCGUUUGUUCGAAACGAUUGAUUUGGCAAUCGAUGAAUCCAGUUUUACGGGUGAAACAGAGCCAGCAUCAAAAACGUCGGAGGUUAUGUUCAAUUCGUCGCUCAACAACAGUACGAACGGAACGAAUGGCAUCACAAAAGAUCACACCAGAAUGCGAAACAUUGCAUUCAUGGGUACGUUGGUGCGAUGUGGCAGCGGAAAGGGUAUCGUUGUUAGCACCGGCGAGCGCAGUGAAUUCGGUGAAGUGUUCAAAAUGAUGCAAGCCGAAGAGGCACCAAAGACUCCAUUACAAAAAUCCAUGGACAUUUUGGGUGCACAGCUUAGUUUCUAUUCAUUUUGCAUCAUUGGCAUAAUCAUGUUCCUCGGUUGGCUACAGAAUCGUGCUGUUGUCGAAAUGUUCACGAUUGGUGUGAGUUUGGCGGUUGCUGCUAUUCCCGAGGGAUUGCCAAUUGUUGUUACCGUUACCCUAGCAUUGGGUGUGAUGCGAAUGGCCAAGCGAAAUUGUAUUGUUAAGAAGUUGCCAACAGUCGAAACGCUGGGCUGUGUCAAUGUCAUCUGCUCCGAUAAAACCGGUACAAUCACAAAGAACGAAAUGACCGUAACGGUAAUCAUCACAUCGGACGGGUAUAUGGCAGAUGUUACUGGUGCCGGUUACAAUGAUCAAGGUGAAAUUCAUAUUCGUGAAUGCAACAGCACCGAAAUGGCAAAGGAGAGCAUUACAAAUUUACUGGAAGUGGGAACGGUGUGCAAUAAUGCAAUCAUUCAAGAGGAAGCAUUACUUGGUCAACCGACCGAAGGUGCACUAUUGGCAGCUGGCAUGAAAUGUGGCCUCUAUGCCGCAUCCGAUAAAUACAUUCGCUUGCAAGAGUAUCCAUUUAGUUCGGAGCAAAAAGUGAUGGCUGUUCGUGUGGCGCCCAAAUACAGUAAUAACAAAGAGGAGAUUUUCUUCGUGAAAGGUGCUUUAGAAAUGGUAUUGCCACAAUGCACACGCUACAAGUUCGGUGGCCAAAUUGUGCCGUUGACCAAACAAAUUGAAUCGGAAUUUUUGACCGAAGCCUAUGAAGUCGGUCGAAAGGGUUUGCGUGUAUUGGCACUGGCCAAAGGUAAAUCACUACAGGAUUUAGUGUACUUAGGUGUUGUUGGUAUUACGGAUCCGCCGCGACCAUUGGUCCGCGAAUCCAUUGAAAUUUUACGCCAAAGUGGUGUCAGCGUUAAAAUGGUUACGGGUGAUUCACAAGAAACGGCUGUUUCCGUGGCCAAUCUCAUCGGUUUGGAUACCGUGCACCAUAUCAUUUUGUCCGGCACCGAUUUGGAUCAAAUGAACGAUGUCCAGCUGGAAAAGUGCAUUAGCAGCGUGAGCAUCUUUUAUCGCGUCACACCGAAGCAUAAAUUGCAAAUAGUCAAAGCGUUGCAACGCAAUGGCAAUAUUGUUGGUAUGACGGGUGACGGUGUAAACGAUGGCGUUGCCUUGAAACGGGCCGACAUCGGCAUUGCAAUGGGCAAAAAUGGCACGGAUGUGUGUAAAGAAGCCGCUGACAUGAUUCUCGUUGAUGAUGAUUUUCACACGAUCAUUGCUGCAAUUGAAGAGGGCAAAGCAAUUUUCCAUAACAUUCGAAAUUUCGUACGGUUUCAAUUGAGUACAUCAAUCGCUGCGCUGUCAUUGAUCGCAUUAUCCACAUUGAUGGGCAUUCCAAAUCCAUUGAAUGCCAUGCAAAUUCUCUGGAUCAAUAUUAUUAUGGAUGGACCGCCAGCUCAAUCGCUUGGUGUGGAAGCCGUGGAUCAAGAUGUGUUGCGUCAACGUCCUCGCAAUGUUAAACAGCCGAUGAUAACCAAAUCAGUCAUAAUAAAUGUGUUGUUAUCCGCUAGCAUCAUAAUAUUGGGCACGCUUUGGGUGUUUCAACGUGAAAUGCUGGAUGGUUCUGAGGGCCGAACAAAGCGUGAUACAACGAUGACAUUCACCUGUUUCGUAUUGUUCGAUAUGUUCAAUGCGCUGAGUUGUCGUUCGCAAACGAAAAGCAUCUUUAAAAUUGGUCUGCUGACCAAUAAGAUGUUCUUGUUAGCCGUUGGCUUUUCACUCAUCGGUCAACUGCUCGUGAUCUAUUUUCCACCGCUACAAAUGGUAUUCCAAACGGAAGCAUUGACCGCAUACGAUCUACUAUUUUUGGUGACCCUCACAUCGUCCGUGUUCAUUGUGUCCGAGGUGAAGAAAUGGUUUGAACGCACAAUGGAGCAACGCAUGUACAAAACCAAAACAGAUAUGGAUUUCGUAUGACAAUUAGCGGGUGGUGUUGACAAAAACCAAUGAUGUGAUCUAUGAGAAUAGCGCGCGCAGAUGGUUCCGCAUCCUAUCGGAAUCGCAUAAACGUUUGUAAAUUGAGUGAGUAAUCGAGAAAAAAAAAACACAACGAUCGGAGAGAGAAAAAAGCAACAACAACAAUUUCCGAAUCCAAACAAAAAUAUCGAUUCGAUUUGAUUAUUUUUGUUCGAUCAGAGACGAAGCAUUGCAAUAGGCACAAGAACAAAAAGAAAAACGAAAAAAACAGUUUAUAUCAGGCUUGCAGUACCCACCCUCAAGAAUAUUCAAAUACUUCUACAUAUAAUGCUUUUUUCCACCCAUAUUGUUUUUUUUUCUUCAAAAACCCAUUCCGAUUUUAUCUGUGCGUUAGUUCUCUUGCGUUUAGUUUAGUUUAUGAAGCGUUUUAAAUUAAAAUUUCUUUGCCUCUCUAUUGAAUUACGUUAAAAAAACGACCGGCGAAAGGAAACGAUUCGAACAACAUCCGAGAAAGCGAUUAAUGGUCAUUUAACAUCCAGAUCGUGACCACGAAAGAUCAAAAGAUAAACUAAGCAAACUUCAUCAUUUAUGUCGACAUCUACCCACCAAGUGAUUUGUGUUACUCUUUUCUAUGCAAAAGCCACACAAUUUAUUUAUUUUUUUUUCGCUGGAUUUCAAUCUUACUUUUGGAAUUCACAACUAUUUUUAAUCUCGUGUUUGUGUUCGUGUGUUUUGUUGUUUUUUGGUUGCCCCUAUUUUAACCAUUUUAACACACACAUACACACAUCUAUUUUGUUUGCUCGCAUAUUAUUUCGAUUUUUCCUCAAAUCUGUUUGCAAUGUAUUUCUUUAUCUACCUUAGAUUUAGUUUACAACGAAUAAAAAUCAAUAAAUGUGCACAGCUCAACACAUCCGUUUCCAGCCAGUUGCACACGCUUACACCAUUUUUUUCUUCUCUAAAUACAUAGAAAUUAUGGCGCACAUCGUUUCAACCACCCCAAGAAAGACUCGAACAAAUAUUUGAGAGAAAUAAUAAUGCAUUUCGCCCUCUUUCACGCUCUUGCCAACAACAAGAGAUGAAAAUCUAGCAAAAAUUUUAUUACAAUUAACACAAACUAACACACGAUUUAAUUGAUGUCUAAUCACGUUUUUAUUUUUCGUUUGCUUUUUCGUUGGUUUCGUUUUCGAGUAUGUUUGUUUGAAGAAAAAAAUUUCGUUACGAUAUUAUUUAUUUUUCGAAUGUUAUGAUUCAGUAUUUAUCUAGGGGACUCACGCCAAUUUCCAUAUUUAAAAUAUGAACAAAUAAUAUGAAUUUGUUUAUGUUUCAACAUAUUAAACAGAUAUGUAUGCAUAAUUUCAAUUUUGCUCAAUUUUGUUCAAUAAACCGACUGUCAGCAGAACCAUGUCCAAUCUGUUGUCGUCAUUAUCGCUUCAAAAAUUCUGGAAAUGGGUUUUGGUGGAUCCUGUGGAUUGUUCAAAACCGCUCCUGGUUCUGGAAGUGGAUCCUCAGGAUGGGCCAGGGCAUUGUCAAACCCAGUCUGAUCCAUCCUGAAGAUCCACCAAAACCCACUUCCAGAACAUAUUGUUCAAGGUGAAUAUGAACAAUAACAACGCAUUCGGGAAAUAAUACAAAAUAUUUGAAAUCUAGCGUGAAUUUUACAUGAUUUAAAUAAUACAAAUAGAUUUUGCUAAAUAAAAUUUGGCAUGAAUCCCCUAGGUAUUUAUUUAUUCGCUGCAAGUUGCAUUAAAUCCAUUAACGCACAUUAAUUCUUGAGUUGUUUUUGUUGUGCCGUUUUUCUUUUCCUUUUUAAUUCGCUCGUGAUUUUUUUCUUCUUCGCCCUUUCAGCUUCGCCACUCACUCACUCAAUUACACACAUACAUCCACCGUAAAUCUCUGCAACUCUAUUCCCAUGGGCUUCGCAUUUUUGUUAUUUAAAUUAUGUGUAUUUUUUUUUUACAUUAAGAAAGGGAAAAAAAAUCGAACAAAAAUGAAAAAAAAAAAAUUGAGAAGAAGAAGAAGAUGAAGAGCUGAGAAUUGAUUGAGAUAUUAAGUUAAAUAGAUAUUUUACGUGUAUUAUGUUCGCUGCACAUUAAAUAAGAGAACAUUGUCCAAAUUGCCUAGUUUUUUACGUCCACAAAACACGAAAGAAACACACAAAAAAAUAUGAUAAGAUGAUUCGGUCAAUGAAAGAAGAAUUAAAAAAAAAAAUUGAAACAAACAUUUCUUUCGGCCAACUUCAGUAGCAGUCAUCAUAUUUGGUUUGGCCCAUCCAAAACUCAAGGAUUACCAUAGAAACAAAUGAUUUAGUUUAAAACAGAAAUGGUUUUAUUUCAGAACAAAAUAGAAAUUUGAGGACGAAAAAUAUUUUAGUAAAUUUUGUGAUCCAGCCACAAUUGGCAAUCGAUCACCAAGAAGAUGAUGAAGAAAAAGAAAUAAAUAUCAACUUUCAGUUUCAAUUUGCGCUCGGUUUGAAACAGAUUUCUUGCUUUUGUUUAUAGCUUUUGCAUUUUAAAUUUUUUUUCUUCUUUGUAUUAUAUUUUAUAGAAAAUGUUUAAUUGUUUUUUUUUUGCUCUUGUAAAGCUAUAGGAAUUUGUUUUUGUCUGUGAGAUUAUUAACCGCGCAAAUCAACAACAACAUACAAUGUCAAUGAUUUCUAAGCUGCUUUUUAUUACACACAUCAAAUAAUUGUUUUUUGAAGAAGAAUCAAUCAAACAACCAAUUAGUUUUUAAGACAUUUUUUGGUUUGUUUGCUUGCAACAACUUAGAAUUUAACUGAACGUGUCAGAUUGAAAGAUAUCAUUUUUUUUUGUGUAAGAUAAUAAAAGAAAAAGAAAACAUUAUGAGACAAUGAAAUAAAAAGAUUGUAUUUAUGUAACUUAAAAAAGAGAAAAAAGAUAUUUAUAAAAAAAACACACACACACAGAUCAUUGAAAUAAAUCAACUAUAUGUUUUUAAAUUUUA